Peniophora sp. CBMAI 1063 is the source of this 1281-nucleotide messenger RNA. NCBI's taxonomy places the organism in Eukaryota, Fungi, Basidiomycota, Agaricomycetes, Russulales, Peniophoraceae. The record is from the annotation of a GenBank genome assembly.
AUGCUAGACUCUCUCUCGAAAACUCCGCUUGAUGAUUCGGUUAACGACAUAAUGAAUUCCCAACCGUACAUCUCGGACGACUCGGACGAUGAAGAGCUCACGCUCUUGUACCCAGAUUCCGACCCGGAGUCUGACGCUGAAGUACAGCCCGAGUUGCACAUAAUACCACAACCAGAGCCUCUACAAUCUACCCCUGCCCCAACUGAGUCUACUGCUGUGCCAUUGUCACCGAUCCCCGCCAUCGUUGCGCCGGUCGCAAAAGUCGCGUCGGAAGUGUCACCGGCUAACCCGCCCGUGCUUGCACCACAACCUCCGUCUCGACCCUCUUCCUCCCUAAGCAGUCUCUCGGACGACGUGCCUCUCUCCCAGAUCAUUGCACCGCGGCCUUCGCAACCGCGAGCUCCCUCACCACCACCCAGGAAGCGCGCUCGGCUUGACGAAUCUGCUCUCACGCCACUCGAACUGCUUGUAACUCCGUCUGGCGCGCGCACUCUGGAGUUCAACGCCGCCUCAAACUCAUACUACGCAUCGACUCGGCAUUAUUCUGUGGAGAACAGUGCUAUAUCGAUACAUACGUCAGAUGGGUCUGCCGACCAUGUCCCGCCGCCAAACAAGGGCUACGAGGUUCUUAGUUUGGAUGACCACUCCAACAGAGACUGGCGAAAAAAGAUCGGAGAAUUGAUUGCGGGUGGAGUAUUUGGCAAGGCUAAUCAGCUUCCCGAAAGGUCGGAUGAGCCAGUUUGGACUCUGAAGGACUUUCCCCCGGGCUAUGUGCUUUGGCGUCGCACUCAGAGUCGAGUGCCGACGUCGAGCAACCCGCAGACCACGCGUGUGGACAUAUACCUAUACGGCUCAAGACGCUUUGCGUCGCCUGCGGAAUAUGCACCUCAUGCCAUGUGGCUCAUGCGCGGCGCGCCAGCCGGUAAAUGCGCGUGCAAGUAUUGUUCGCAAGAAGGUCAAAGAACGAUCACAGCCGUGAUGGAAGACGCUGUUAUAGCCGCGCGCACCGCGCCGUCGGCUCGACGCUCCAAGUCUUUUGUCCCGCCCUCGCCCAAGAAGCCUACACCGGUCAGCCCGGUCAAGCAUGUAGUCGUCCCCCCUCGUCCACUACCUGUGUUCCCGGCGAGCACUGCCCCGCCGAGGCUCGUUGCUGACGACGCCGAGUUCCUUCGCGCGCUGAAACGACGACGAGACGAUUCUUCCGACUCGGAGGAGGCAGCGCGACCCCGGCCGUCAGCUCCCAAAGUGGAGAUAGACGAGCUUUUUGGGGAUAUGUUGUGA